This is a messenger RNA of Malus domestica (apple), 895 nucleotides long. NCBI's taxonomy places the organism in Eukaryota, Viridiplantae, Streptophyta, Magnoliopsida, Rosales, Rosaceae. The record is from RefSeq and is a predicted model, not a curated record.
AUGAUUGUGGUCCAAUACAAAGACCAUCAGUUUUUGAAAAACCCCCCCUUCCCCUUCUUCCAAGCUGCUGCUCAUGAACAUUAUGCCUAUACUCGCCUGUUGUUUCGAUGCUCCUUCUUCCUACCCUCUGAUUCUGCUGAUCCUGAUCCAUUACAGGACUUUUGCGUGGCGGAUUUGAGCGCGUCCGGGGCAGUUAACGGCUUUCCCUGCAAACCCGUGUCGAACACUACUGCAGAUGAAUUUUUCUUUGAUGGACUGAGCAAACAAGGGAACACAAGCAAUGUCUUUGGGGCGAAGGUAACAACUGCGAAUGUCCUUGCAUUUCCUGGCCUCAAUACUCUUGGGAUAGCAAUGAACAGGGUUGACUUUGCCCCCGGCGGUCUUAAUCCGCCUCACUCGCACCCUCGUGCGAGUGAGUCGGGCGUGGUCAUCGAAGGGAAGCUCCUCGUAGGGUUUGUGACAACGAGAAACGUGUACUACUCCAAGGUUUUGAGUGCUGGGCAGAUGUUUGUGGUUCCACGAGGACUCGUUCACUUUCAGCUCAAUGUUGGAGAAGGUAAGGCUCUGGCCUUCACUGCUUUCAACAGUCACUUGCCUGGUUCUGUUGUACUGCCUUUAAAUCUGUUCACUUCGACGCCUUUGCUCCCCGACCAAGUGUUAACUAAGGCCUUCCAAGUAGAUGAAGAUGUCAUCAACGGCAUUCGAUCCAAGUUCGGGGUUUAAAAUACUUUGAAUUUAAUUUGGUUAUUGGUUUUUGUUUUGGUUCUCUCUUCCCCUGCUUUCUGCUUUCUUUGUUGUUGUGUAUGCGCAUCGAUAUGUUUCUAGGUCAGUUGGUCACCAACGGAUCAUACUUGUUCAUAUUCUACUUAAACUGAAGACUAAAACUUUCACUUUC